AUGGAGUCCAUGAAACGAUCGCCGACAUUCCUUGUGGGCACGGUGCAGCAGAAAGACAUCCUCGGAGAGUUUCAAAAAAGGGAGCAGCAUUACACGGAGGAGUACUCUAAGAACAAGCCGUUGUGCUUCAGCGCGAGGGCCUUCCAGCAGCCGCAUCCAGCAAAAGUCCGAAUGGGCUACAAGGAUGCCGAUGCCACGCUGACUUCUCCUAUGCUGUUGGGUGUUUGUGACGGAGUAUCGCAACUAGAGGAGUUUCAAAUGGACCCGUCGCUGCUGCCAAACGAGCUGUUGCGAACGUGUGAGGAACUCGCGAUGCUGCAGCUUAUGCCCGACACGAACAUUGCACCACAAGACCAGUACAGAGGUCCUAUUUCCCUUCUCAAAGAAGCGUAUCAGGAGACAACUAGCUAUGGGUCCACCACGGUCCUGUUAGCAGCGCUCGACAACAGCACCAGGAUCCACGGGAAGUUGCAUCCCAUGAUCGCGGUCCUGUCGAUCGGCGACUGUGAGUUGCUGAUGCUGAGAAGGACCAACGGGCGACAGUCUGAAUUAGAGGCAGUUUUCCACACCGAGAUGCAGCGAAUCGACUACAACGUGCAGACGCCGCUGCAGCUCGCGCGCGUCGACGAACGCAUCGACGAGGAGUUCGAUGAGUCCAUCGCACUCGAGGCCAGCAUCUCUGUGCGUAUUCUCACUUUUCAUGCUCAUGUGCUGACGCAGACAUACAGCAUGCUGAAGGGCUUCGCUUUCAAGAUUCUGGCGCCGAAGGACAUCACUGGGGUGUUGAACAUGAUUGGCGUGCAUCCAGCCGUGGCUGCAGACAACAUAGACAGGCCUUCUGCAGACAAUGCCAUGGCUUUCUUCAACGCUCUUGCAGAGUUUGCCUAUGACAUGGACUCCCAACAAGUGAAGGCACAGAUGCCUGCCGUGACACCUCACCCAGAAAUCUAUGACGAGGCCAUGGAUUUCCUGACCAUCUUCAAGCUCUCAAGGCAGCUUGCAAUGAUAAACCUCGUGGACGACUUUAACUUCAAGGACUUCUGGGAUCCAGUGCCGAAGCGGUUUCGAGCGCUGCUGAGUGGCAUGAUCAACUUCUGCCGGUAUAAAGAGGCGAAGGUGGUAGUCAUCACUGGCAUGAAGGAGGACGUGCAAGCUUUGGACUCUACGAGAUUGGAAAUGGUGGACAAGCUGAACCAGGUUGAUGCAGAGCUUUCUGCUGCACAAGACCGUCACAACGCUGAGCUGCAAGACAUGUGGACUGCCGAGAACGAGGCUGCAGAGGCGAAGGCCAUCAACGACAAGCUCACACGACAGCGCAACUCUGCAGACCGCGUUGUGGAAGAUGCAGAAAGAAAGCGGACAUCUGUGAAGGAGCGAGUCCGGCAAGGAGAACAGCGAAUUGAGCAGUUGCGGGAGCAGGUCACUGCACUGCAGAGCCAGAUUGCUGAGAGCCCCGAGGGCUUGGAGAAGGAGAUCGAAGAGCUGAAGAGUGGUGUGUGCCAGCUGAAGGCAGUGCUUGAAGAAAAAGCCAACCAGCGCAGGGCGCAUUCUCAGCGAGAUCAGGUUGUCUGCAGGCUGCUCAGGCAUCUUGAGAGCUACAAGGAUGAGCUGACCCGUGUCGGAAGUGUUGCAGCGAACGCCGAGAAUGCAAAGCAGCGUGCAGCUGCCGCGAGAGAAGAUUUAGCAAACCUGCGGCAGUCUCUCGAGGCUACCAAGCAAGACGGCACUGAGCUCGAGCAGUCCUUGAAAAGUGUUGUGGUGGACAACGAGAGAGCCAAGCAGGUGCAUGCUGAACGCAUGGAGCAGUUGGAGGUACGGCGACAAGCAGCUCUGCUGCAGCACCAAGAACUGCAAGCAAAGCGGUCAGAGGAGCAGCGACAGCUUCACCAGCUACAGUCGCAACGUCUUGAACUGGAAGCCGAGGUCGCUGCCGUUCGACGCGCGCACGCAGCUGAGAUGGGAGAACUCCGUGUGACGUGGAAGGCUGUCAUUGAUAAAGCAGAGUCCUACAACCUCUCCUUGGAUGCUCUUUUUCAUGAGCACUGUCAUGAAGACGGCACAGUGCUCUGA
Molecule: messenger RNA, 2070 nt
Organism: Symbiodinium sp. CCMP2456
Lineage: Eukaryota; Dinophyceae; Suessiales; Symbiodiniaceae
Source: the annotation of a GenBank genome assembly